Molecule: messenger RNA, 3088 nt
Organism: Gopherus flavomarginatus (Mexican gopher tortoise)
Lineage: Eukaryota; Metazoa; Chordata; Testudines; Testudinidae
Exons: 3
Coding region: 2098-2706 (202 amino acids)
Source: RefSeq, a predicted model, not a curated record
CAUCACCACCUAUUCUCCUGGCCCUCACACAAUAUCCCUGAUCUCAACAGGGCUCCCCACAUAAUGGGGCAGACCUGGGGCCCAUCCGUGUGUUUGUUUUAAACAACUAAAUUUUGCAGCUAGGGGGAGUUCAGUGAACUAAGAUGAAUUUCUCUCCUGCUUCCAGGUGUUCCUUUGCUGUGCAGUGGCAAAAACAAAUGUUAAGAAAGUUGGAACUCUGAAAACAGUCCCAAAACUUCUUCUAGAUAGGGAAAAAGAGCCUUGCAGUCUGCCCCAGUGGUCAGUAAACUAAGGCCAUUAUGGUCCAAGUAUCUCCCUCUUGUAUGGUGGCUUUGGAAAUAUGUAUUGUUAUGUGAAAGGCCAAAGAUACAAAUUUAAGGAGAGGGAUAGGCAGAGAUUGUAAAAAAGGUGUUGAGUCAUUUCCCUUGAGUAAGUUGCUGCUCCUUUGGGGUAUUUAAGUACAGUAACUCCUCAUUUAAAGUUGUCCCAGUUUACAUUGUUUCGUUAUUUGGUUGCUGAUUUAUUAGAGAACAUACUUCUUUUAAGUCAUGCAAUGUUCCAUUAUAAAGUUGUUUGGCUCGCCCUAUUCUGCCCGCCCGGCCCUCCUGCUGGGAAGCAGGGUCUGGGUGCAGGGGCUUGCCCCAUUGCUUCAGCCUCCGUGCCUCAAUCCCGCUCCCCGGCAGGAGGGCUGGGCAGGCAGACUGGGGCAAGCCCCCUGCACGCCGACCCCGCUAUGCCACUGCCUCAACCAAGCUUCAUAAUCAUUGGUGAGCACAGUAUUAAAUUUUGUUUAAAAUGAUUUAAAACUUAUAGUGUAUAUUUAUAUAAUGUCUUAUCUGGCGAAAAAAAUUCCCUGGAACUUAACCCCUCCCCAUUUAUGUAUGUGUCUAAGUCCUGGUUUCAGCAUCUCUGUGAUGCCUGAAACAGUCUGCCUAACCCUCAGGAGGAGGAGAAGGUGGUGGUGCCAGUGCCCCCCUGAUAACUUUUAGCUCAGUUUUCCAGUCUGGGUACAUACUUAAAUAGUCACAGAGCCAGAGAGACUCUGUAGUCGGGUGGAGCAGACAGUCAGCAAGAGACACUAGCUCCACUCACUUUCAUUGUUGUUUCCACAGAGUGCAGCAGCUUCAAGUGGAUAGACCAAGGGAGCCCCCAUCAGAAUAUCUCAUAGCCAGUGGUUACAGCACUCUGCUGAGAGCCGUAGGAGACCUGUGUUCAAAUCCUUUCUCCUAUUGUGCCUGAUGGGGGAAUUGAAUCUGGGUCUCCCCACAUCCCAGGAGCUCACUAUGGGACCAAAUGUUAUCAGCCCUUACUGCAUCUUGAAGGACAUUUACAGCAUGCAAGCAAAGUCCUCACUGCAACUAAUUUUCCUAUUAUCUGAAAAUCACAUGAUUUAUCAGUGCGUUGAUAAAGGGCUCAGUUACCUUUGAACCAGUUACUAUUUCCUGGAUUAUACAGUGUACUUAUUUAAUCUUUAUGGUAAGUCUGUAAUAGCUACACCAAUACCCACUGGCCAGUGAAAAUCUAACCUUUGGGUCAUUGUACUGCACCACUUUCUGUUAGGCCUGGUCUACGCUACGGGUUUAUACCGAAUUUAGCAGCGUUAAACCGAUUUAACCCUGCACCCGUCCACACAACGAAGCCCUUUAUAUCGAUAUAAAGGGCUCUUAAAACCGAUUUCUGUACUCCUCCCCGACGAGGGGAGUAGCGCUCAGAUCGGUAUUGCCAUGUCAGAUUAGGGUUAGUGUGGCCGCAAUUUGAUGGUAUUGGCCUCCGGGAGCUAUCUCACAGUGCACCAUUUUGACCGCUCUGGACAGCAAUCUGGAGUCGGAUGCACUGGCCAGGUAGAUAGGAAAAUCCCCAAGAACUUUUGAAUUUCAUUUCCUGUUUGCCCAGCGUGGAGAGAUCAUCAGCACAGGUGACCACUCAGAGCUCAUCAGGUAACACACAGUGCAGUCUCUUGAAAAUGGAAAAAGAGCUCCAGCAUGAACUGCACUUGAGGUACUGGAUCUGAUUGCUGUAUGGGGAGAGGAUUCAGUGCUAACAGAACUCGGUUCCAAAAGAUGAAAUGAAAAAACAUUUUAAAAAAUUUCCAAGGCCAUGAUGCAGAGAGGCCACACCAGGGACUCAGUACAGUGCCGUGUGAAAGUUAAGGAGCUCAGACAAGCCUACCAGAAAACCAAGGAGGCAAACGGAAAGUCCGGGGCAGGGCCGAAAACAUGCCGCUUCUAUGUUGAGCUGCAUGCAAUUCUAGGGGGGUCCGCCACCGCUACCCCACCCCUGUCUGUGGAUUCUGAGGUGGGGGUGGUAUUCGCAGCCAUGGCUGAGGAUUCUGCGGAUGGGGAAGAUGAGGAGGAAGAGGAGGACGAGCUUGUAGAGAGCACACAGCACUCUGUUCUCCCGAACAGCCAGGAGCUUUUUCUCACCCUGACGGAAUUACCCUCCCAGCCCUCCCAAGCAACUAUCCCAGACAAUGAAGCCAUGGAAGGGACAUCUGCUGCAAAUUUUUCAAGCCUCCCUACUCCGUCCCGAAGGCUAUCUCAGAUAAGGCGGUGGAAAAAAAAGACGCGAGAAGAAAUGUUUUCGGAAAUCAUGGAAGUGACCUGCAAUGAAAGAGCUCAUCUGAAUGAGUGGAAGGACGUGGUAGCAAAGUACAGGAAAGAUGCCAGUGACCAUGAGGACAGGAGAGAUGCUCGAGAUGAGAGGUGACGGCAGGAAGAUCAGUGGUGGCGGGAUGCAACUCUGGGGCUGCUGCGUGAUCAAACUGACAUGCUCCGGCAUAUGGUGGAGCUUCAGGAACGGCAGCAGGAUCACAGAGUGCCGCUGCAGCCCCUGUAUAACCCCCCUCCCCCCUCACCAUGUUCCUUAGCCUCCUCACCCGCCAGACGAGUAAGAACUCAUGGGGGUAGGCUUCAUGCACCCGCCCACUCCACCCCAGUGGACAGCCCAACCAAAAGGCUCUCAUUAUUGUGAAAUUUUUUUAGUGGCCUUUUCCUUCCCUACUAUCCUCCUCCCAAACCACACCCGGGAUACCUUCUCAGUUCUCUCCCUCUUUUUAUAAUUAAGUAAUAAAGAAUACAUGAUUUUAAAA